AGGCGGGAGAUUUUCAGUCUCAUAUUUCGAUACGUUUUACCAAAAUUUAAUCCGGAAUUGUUUAAUAUUUUGUGCCUUUGGCCACAGAAACUCCAACUCCCAAGCGAAAUUCGAAUUUUCCACAGCAAAAAAACCAAUAAAAAAAAAAAAGAAAACAUAUAUAUGAAGAAAAAUGUGCAAUCGAACGCGUUGGGGACGCAUCGAUCCCAGUGUUCAGGUCGAUUUGGUGCAGGGUCCCGCUGAUCGUGUGCUCCAGCUGGACCAUAGAACGCUUCCGGGUUAUGUGGAACAGCAGCUGCUGUUGAUGGCGUCACCAUCGCCGUUUCUCAAUUUCCUGAACAAGUUUCGGCUGGACGAGAUACUGAUCAAUCAUCAGCUGAAAGGCGUCUACACGAUGCGCACCUCGGCGACGGUCACCGAAGUGGCCACGCACGCCUGGCGCAUCAUGAGCAUGGCCGAUCGUCAGCCGUACAUACGGCUGGCCCGCAAGGCGCAGCAGAUACAGCAGGCGCGCGUGCUCCAUUUUCUGGGCAACAAUUGCCGCCGGCCCGCGAAGCCGUCCUAGUUCAAGUUUCAAGUCUUUAAUGUCGUUCCAUUUUGUUUGCUUGACUUGUCAGUUUCCAAAUGAAAAAUACAACAACUAAUUGAUUGAUCCCUCAUUCCUAAU
Drosophila novamexicana is the source of this 667-nucleotide messenger RNA. RefSeq lists its product as uncharacterized. The record is from RefSeq and is a predicted model, not a curated record. NCBI's taxonomy places the organism in Eukaryota, Metazoa, Arthropoda, Insecta, Diptera, Drosophilidae. The transcript has a single exon. Bases 173 to 565 code for a protein of 130 amino acids.